Gastrolobium bilobum is the source of this 672-nucleotide messenger RNA. Its product is annotated as large ribosomal subunit protein P2A-like. The record is from RefSeq and is a predicted model, not a curated record. Gene Ontology annotation, biological process: cytoplasmic translational elongation. Gene Ontology annotation, molecular function: structural constituent of ribosome. Bases 103 to 450 code for a protein of 115 amino acids. The transcript has 4 exons. NCBI's taxonomy places the organism in Eukaryota, Viridiplantae, Streptophyta, Magnoliopsida, Fabales, Fabaceae. Gene Ontology annotation, cellular component: ribosome; cytosolic large ribosomal subunit.
UAUAUAUAUAUAUAUAAUCAUCACUCUGCCUUGUUUUUUCGUUCUCUGCACAAACCCUAGCACCAAGAUCUAAAACCCAACCCUUUUUCACUUCUGGCAAAGAUGAAGGUGAUCGCAGCGUAUUUGCUUGCCGUUUUGGGAGGCAACGCAGCUCCUUCAGCUGAUGAUCUGAAGAAUAUCCUUGGCUCAGUUGGAGCUGAGGCUGAUGACAGUAAUAUUGAGUUGCUCUUAACUGAAACUAAGGGCAAGGAUAUUGCUGAGCUGAUUGCUAGUGGAAGAGAGAAGUUGGCUUCAGUGCCUUCUGGUGGUGGUGCUGUAGCUGUUGCUGCUGCACCUGCAGGUGCCGCUGCAACUGGAGGUGCAGCACCUGCUGCUGAGGCAAAGGAGGAAAAGAAGGUUGAAGAGAAGGAAGAGUCGGAUGACGACAUGGGUUUCAGUUUAUUCGACUAAAAGGGUUGAAGCUAUUCGUCGGAAGCAUUUGCUGAGUUUUGGUUAGAGUUUUAGUUGAAUCACACAUGUCUUUGUUAUUGCGGUUCCAUACUUUAUUAGGUUUUAUGGGUUUUGCCUUUUCAAUUGAGACAAUGUAAUGACAUCAUCAAAUUGUCUGAUAGAAUUAUUGAUAUGAUGAAUUUGAUCUGCUUGACUUAUUGGUGAAUUAAUUUCAUUUUUCCA